AUGCAACCGGGGCUGGGACCCACCAAGACCCGCAGCGGAGGAGGGCAUCCGUCCACUCCGCCAUCCUCCUCCUCCUCCUCCUCAGCGGUGUCGACUCCAUUGAAAUUUAAAUUUGUAUUGUACGAGGCUGCUCAGUUUUGGAUGGAUUUUGAGAUUGAUAGCAUAGUAGGAAGCUCUAUUGAUAUUGUAGCAAGAUCAGAUGAUGGAGAUGCAAUUUUAGGAACUUCUGCUGAUGGAGCACUCCAACAUGGUCUUGAUAUUAAAGUGAAUGAAGAUUCUUCUGGAGGAGACUUAUUCCCACAGGAUGGGCCACAAACUAUAAAUAGUUUGGGUCCUGCAGAUGAACCUUAUGUUGGCCAGGAGUUUGAAUCUGAGGCAGAAGCACAUGCAUUUUAUAAUGCAUAUGCAACAAGAGUGGGGUUCAUCAUCCGUGUGAGCAAGCUUUCUCGAUCGAGGCGUGACGGAUCUGCAAUUGGUCGUGCACUUGUUUGCAAUAAAGAGGGUUUCAGAAUGCCUGACAAGCGUGAGAAGAUUGAGCAUACUCAUCCUCUAUAUCCCGGCAAAGUUCGUAAGGAUCUUAUCUAUGAUCAAUAUCCCAAUGAGCACGAUAAAAUCCGGGAGCUAACACAGCAGCUGGCCAUUGAGAAAAAGAAAGCGGCAACUUAUAAAAGGCAAUUAGAAAUUAUAUUUGAGCACAUCGAAGAACACAAUCAAUCUCUUUCAAAGAAGAUUCAAGCCAUCGUGGACAAUGUGAGGGAGAUGGAGUCGAAAGAGCAACGAAGUGAUAGAUAA
Fraxinus pennsylvanica is the source of this 792-nucleotide messenger RNA. Lineage: Eukaryota; Viridiplantae; Streptophyta; Magnoliopsida; Lamiales; Oleaceae. The record is from the annotation of a GenBank genome assembly.